This is a messenger RNA of Cucurbitaria berberidis CBS 394.84, 1147 nucleotides long. RefSeq lists its product as uncharacterized. The record is from RefSeq and is a predicted model, not a curated record. The transcript has 2 exons. Lineage: Eukaryota; Fungi; Ascomycota; Dothideomycetes; Pleosporales; Cucurbitariaceae. Bases 42 to 1004 code for a protein of 320 amino acids.
UCGCAUAACCGCUACCUCUGAGCGAGCGAUUCAUCGCGGCCAUGUCACACACACGUCUCCUCCUCCACCGGGCCCCUUUCAGAAUAUUGCCACGGGCCAACCACCAAUGCAUCCGAUCGCGCAGCGCGCAUACCUCCCCGCCAAACCCCAUUCUCCAAUCAGGCAUCCGGUGGUCUUACCUAUGGUACGCCAGCAUCCUCGCCCUUGGAAUUACCACUGGUCUUGGCGCGCGCCACUUUGCCGCGCCUCUGGGCCUCCCUAUCCCAGGAUCGCGCGAAGACAAAUUGAUACUCGACUCGCUGAACCAAGAUAUCGAUGACCUCGAAGUCGUGAAAUCCCUCCGAAGCCAGUCAUACAACCUUCAGUCUGACACUGCUCUCAGAUCAGGGCCUGGUUUGGCGAAAGGCGGAGGGGGAGGGGGAGGGAGGAAGAUAUCAGCGUACAAAGACUGGCUUGAACUCGACAUAGAUUUGGGCAAGGAUGGAGAUGGUAAGGGGGGUGUUCUGGAAGCUAUGAGCGGCACGAGGGGUUUGGGUGUACAACGAGCGUUCUGGAAUGCAGAGACGAAGGAAAUGGUUGCUGUGGUGUGGCUUGGAGCUGGACUGAGUGGGUGGCCGGGUGUUGCGCAUGGAGGGGCUAUAGCGACCGUCUUCGAGGAGGUCAUGUCGAGGAUGGUUAGAGGACCUGAGGGCGCUCUGGAGGCCAUGCACCGCCCAACCUCCCUCAGCGUAACGUACGCGAAGCCGACCUACAGCCUCGACUUCUAUGUUCUUCGCGCAAAGUUCUCGAAACCCGAUUUGCCACAAACCGAACCUCCACCGGAGCCAGAGGCAGAACCCACGACGAGUUGGUUGAGUUGGCUGUCGCCGAGGAAGGACAUGACGAAGCGGGAGGAGCCGGGGAUGGAAACGGUUAACGAGAUCGUGGGGACCUUGGAAAGCAUGAGAGGGGAUCUAUGUGUAAAGGCAAAGGGUACAUUCGGUUUGCGUGGAGCGUCAAUAUGACUCGAGAGCGGUGUGAGCUCGAGGGAAUAAAAAGCGUAAGAGGAGCGCUGUACGAUUAGCUUGGGAUACUGAGAUAUCCUGGAAUGUAAAUUUUCAGCCAAUAUUAUCACUUCAGGAACUCCCGCUGACGGCGAAAGCAGGGA